Messenger RNA from Apus apus (common swift), 6176 nucleotides. RefSeq names its product guanosine monophosphate reductase (gene GMPR). The coding region runs from base 343 to 1380 and encodes 345 amino acids. Gene Ontology annotation, molecular function: GMP reductase activity. The record is from RefSeq and is a predicted model, not a curated record. Gene Ontology annotation, cellular component: GMP reductase complex. The transcript has 9 exons. NCBI's taxonomy places the organism in Eukaryota, Metazoa, Chordata, Aves, Apodiformes, Apodidae. Gene Ontology annotation, biological process: nucleotide metabolic process.
UGCCGCCGGCGCUUCCCCGCGCCUCGCCCCGCACGGGCGGCCACCACCCCCCCCCCCCUCCCCUAAGAGAGCGCCCAGCCCGGCGGAGAAGCGAAGGCGGCUACGGCGGGAGAAGGAGCAAAGGGACAGAGCGGCCGCUCAGCUGAAAAAGAGCCCUCUCCUAAUAAAGCGAUGGGGCCUCGGCGCCGCGCUCCCCGCGCCCUAUAAAUAGGCUGGGAGCGCGGGCUGCGGGCUUCGGCCGGCGCGGGUGCGGUGCGGUGCGGUGCAGCCGAGCGGAGCCAGACCGCGGGGAGCCGGACCGCCCGGCCCCUCGCCCCCCGCCGCCGCCGCCAGCCCAGCAAGAUGCCCCGGGUAGACGCAGACCUCAAGCUGGACUUUAAAGAUGUCCUGCUCAGACCUAAAAGAAGCAGCCUCAAAAGCAGAUCAGAGGUUGACCUCACACGCACCUUUACCUUCCGCAACUCCAAGCAGACAUACACAGGAAUUCCCAUUAUAGUGGCAAACAUGGACACUGUGGGGACAUUUGAAAUGGCCGUGGUUAUGGCAAAACAUGCAAUGUUCACCGCAAUUCACAAGCAUUAUUCUCUGGAAGAAUGGAAACUGUUUGCUGCCAAUCACCCAGAAUGCCUUGAGCAUGUAGCAGUAAGCUCAGGUAGUGGAAAAGCUGAUUUGGACAAGUUAACAAGGAUUCUAGAGGCCAUUCCACCUAUAAGAUACAUCUGUCUGGAUGUGGCAAAUGGCUAUUCAGAGCAUUUUGUGGAGUUUGUGAAGACUGUCCGUGACUUGUUUCCGCAUCACACAAUUAUGGCAGGCAAUGUGGUGACAGGAGAGAUGGUAGAAGAACUUAUUCUUUCUGGAGCAGAUAUUAUUAAAGUGGGUAUUGGACCAGGUUCUGUGUGUACCACUCGGAUUAAGACGGGGGUGGGCUAUCCGCAGCUAAGCGCUGUUAUUGAGUGUGCAGACUCUGCACAUGGCUUGAAAGGACAUAUCAUCUCUGACGGUGGAUGCAGCUGCCCAGGAGAUGUCGCCAAAGCAUUUGGAGCUGGUGCUGAUUUUGUCAUGCUUGGAGGAAUGUUUGCAGGCCAUGACCAGUGUGCUGGAGAGAUUAUGGAAAAGAAUGGCAAGAAGGUGAAACUCUUCUAUGGAAUGAGCUCUGAUACAGCCAUGAAGAAGCAUGCAGGAGGAGUUGCUGAAUACAGGGCUUCGGAAGGCAAAACUGUGGAAGUUCCAUACAGAGGGGAUGUGGAACUCACCAUCCUGGACAUCCUUGGGGGGCUGCGCUCCACCUGCACCUAUGUGGGAGCUGCCAAACUCAAGGAACUGAGCAGGAGAACAACAUUUAUCCGGGUCACGCAGCAACACAGUCAGGUCUUCUGUUAGCCAAGGACAGGGGGUCUGGAGAGAGGGGUGGGGGAGAGGAGCAGGAAGGGCUUCUGCUUUGUUUAGCUUUCUCCUCUGCGCUGUGUUAGUGGCAAACUCUCCUCUCUCUGAAUGGCAGUGUCAUAGCCAUUGGAGGGGCUAUGGCCGGGAUUUGGAAGGGGAAGGUCGUGCUGUUAACACAGUACCAUUGGUUCAAAAUGCAAUAGCCUCAUCUUUUAUUGUUGUGCCUAUUUUAUUUUUUAAUCAACAUUUCUUUACCUGUUUUUUCCCCUCUCUGAUAAAUAGCUGCUGAAACCUGAAUUACCAAGGAACUGGCUUGUACAGACAUGGCUGUUAGGCCUGCACACAUACACACAUUCCCUUUUUUAAGACUGACCUGUCAGCUACCACUGCUUCUGGCAUCGCAGCCUCUAGAAAUUGCAGGCUGGGAAAGAAAAAGAUGCAAGGAAUUACACGGAGAAAUCCAAAAUCGAAUUAUCUUAAUCGUUGUUCUGGCAAUAGAAUGUAUGUUUGUGGCACGGCUGCCAGCCUGCAGAAUGUCAGAGGGGGAUGGUGGAUGAAGCCUGGCUACUAGUAACUUCUUACUGUGAUGAUAAAAAUGCCAGACCUCUUGCACUCUUUAAGUUCACAGGGCUGGUACUGCUGUUUAAUCUCCCUAUUCAAUGGCCUUGCCUCUUCAGAGAAGCUAGCAUUGAAUGUAGUAAACCUGUGCUGUCACCCCUGCCCCCAUCUGUGGAGGUCAUUCUGGAGAAAGCUGCUUAGAGCUUGCUUGCUUUUUCGUGCAAUCAGUUAUUGAAUUACCUGUGUUCCUGCUUUUACCUCCUCUCUGUGAACAGAUUUCUAAGGCAUUGAAACUCAGCACUGGUAACCUCACUGAGGGGGGUGAGGGUUUCUGCCUGUUCCCCUGCUUGUUCAUAUCCAUUUAGCAAAGAUGUAAACAUGCUGUGCUGUGCAUUGUCUGUGGCCAGGUGAAUGAGGCUGGAGGGAUCAGAUUCACUGGUGGUUAUUUAGCACCACUCCUUUGCAGUCCUUGGCUCCAUGAAAAGGAAGAGAGCUUUCAGCCCAAUAGCCCAACUGCAAGGCACAUUGUUAGGCUGAGACGGAGUUACAGCAUUUGCUGUAAAGGCAGUAAUGAAUGUUUAAGACUCUGGGUAACACUUUAACAAAGUGUAAUGUCCCACUAAUUAAUUGAUAAAUCAAAAAGAAAUUUAUUUGGAAAUACACAUCACAUCCACGUGAAUACCACAGCAGCUCAUUAUGAUAAAUGAUGUAAAAGUGAGGACCAAUGUAUUAAUAAUGCUUGGCCACUUAAUUUAAAGUGCUGCUGAGAUCAUAAUACAGCAGAUACUACUUCAGUACUUCACAGUCUUGCUUUCCCUUGCUGUAGGUAUCUGUAGAAAGAGGCAGGCCAUUUUAAAAGCAAACGAGUCAUCUGUAGGAACAGGAAAGAAAAACUCCAGAAUUAAACUGAUAUGCUGGGCUGCUCACAAAGCCAUGCAGAAGGAUUGGUACAAUUGACCAUGCUGAGGAGCAGACCUAGGCCACAGGCAGAUCCCUGAUCAUGCUGGUGUGUUGUGCACAUCAGAAAAAGCAGAGAGUAUCUUCUUAGUAGCCUGGUGUUCUAAAUGCCUUCCAUGUAACAUGCAGGACAUCAUUUUUAUUUAUGGUAUGACCCUUUCCUCUGCUUUGGAGGUGAAUACGGGCCUUAAUUGUGAGCACAGUUUACGCAUCUGCUGGCUUUAAGGACCAUUUGUCCUGCCUGCGUACCAUAAAGGAACCUGAAUGCAGAAGAGGAGCAGACCCUGUGAAUAAAGGACCUGAUCUCUGUUCCCUCCAACCUGAAAGCAUCACAUAAAGGAGAUGCCAGGCUUCUUUACCACCAACCACAUACUGCUCUUCCCUGAGUACAGACAGCAUUGCUACUCCUCAUCAGUAUGGCUGUAGGAGCUCACUGUUCCUUAUGGGUAUGAUGUGAAGGGUAGGGGUGCAAAGGCAACCAAACACCUCCGUCAGGAGUGGGGUCAGACCAUCAGGGUGCAGGCCUGACCACAGGUGUGUCUCCACACUCGUGCCUUCAUACGUGGGAAGUGCAGCAGUCUGCUGGUCUCACGCCUACUCUCGCUAGUGCUUUUCUACUUUUUUUAGCUCCAUUCCUAAAUGGAAUUCAAGAAAUACAUAUACCUAUAAAAUAUAUAUAUAUUUGUAAACAUUUUUUUAAAAAGUCAUAUGCACAUUGAACAGCUUCAUGACAUGUCUUCAGAACAGUUUAUUUUCCAAAGGGCAGGUGCUGGGGUGGGGGAACCGUGUCUCCACAGGUGUGGCAACACUGCCAGCCAGGCCAGGGGCCACGCUGAAACCCCUUCCCCAUUCACACAUACCUCAGACUGACCAGUGACUAACAGGAAAGGAUGGUUCGACUAAUCUUAAGUUGUCCUGUGAAUUCUCCAAGGCUGUGAAUGACAUUGACACUAAGAAUAGCUCCUGAUAAAAGUUUUGACUUACGGUACUUGGUUUUCUAAAUAGCAGCUCUUACCAUAAUUUUGAUAAGCAGUACUUUCCAUUUUCUCCUUCUCUCUCCAAAGUGAGUGGGAGAGAGAAAUCAGCUGCAGAAAGGCUGAGCUGGUGGCAUGUCUGCAUGUCAUCCCAUAUUAUAUGUGAGGUUUGUUCAGGGAUAACCCUCAAUUAUGUCAGUGCUCACCAUUCUACGUGUCCGGCUCUCAGACAGGGUGUAAAAUGUAAAAAGAUAUGAGCUUCAGCCCUCCUUUAACAUCCAGUCCUGUGCUCUAGUAGCUGUCACUAUCUUCACUUAGCCCGCAGAUCCUGUGCCCUGCUCCAUCCUGCUUCCACACUUGAACUGGAGCAGACAGGGAGCUGAGGGUGCCAGCAGGAUGGUCGAGGCAGAGACCACAACCACUGACAAACGCCACGUGCCAUUUAUGGAUCUACCUCACCUGCACAUUUAACAGGGGUCUCUGUUACUUGGUGUCCCUCUGGGGACAUGAAGUCUGUGAAAUCUGUGAGUGCUUAGUGUUGGGUGAUGCUGCAUGACUGGGUCUUCCUUAACCCAACUCCAUCCUGUCUAGGGAAUGCUGUGAGUGUGUGAAGCUGCACUGUAGGCCAAGGUCAUGCCUGCUUCCUCCUGUCAGGCAGCUGUCAAGCUGAGCACCUGAGAGCAACAUUGGGGCAGUGCUGCGGUUUGGCCCGCUGGCUCGGCAGUGAUUUAGUUUCACAUACCGAAGACCUACAGGCAGGGAUGCUGAAAAGGACAACCUUACAUCAUUAAAGCAAUCCCCGCUGGGCCUGUCCAUCUCUGGCUUCUUGAAACAUAGGGACACUUAAAACACUCCCGCUGCUCCCAGUCAUUCUGGUGUCUCUGUCCUGUGGCAUGAUUUGCAUGGAACCCUCCAGGCCUGGCAGCCUGGCUUACCCCACCUCUCCCUGGGGAGGAAAGUUGUGGCACAGCAGCAGCCUUGCUCAGGCCCAGGGGAUUGUGUGGCAGCUGUGGGCAGUGCACGUGCCUCAUAGGCACGAGGCCUGCCUGUUGGAGGAGUGGGACAUGAGUCCGUGUCCUGCCGGAUGCAAAGCAAGCCACACAGGUCUCCUUUCUCUGAAAGAAACAAGUGCACACACCCACAGGUGCAUGCCUGCCCUUCUCAUCAGGGGCUGGCUCACUCCCAUCAGGCAUAGAGGAGGAGCUUCAGUUGUGCUCUUCUGUGCACCUGUCUUCUCACCUUAGGGCAUGGCAGGGGCCUGUAGGGCCACCCUGUAAAUAUGAAGAGUUGUCAGCAUUGGCAGGAGGAGCCUCUGCUUACAUUUGGAGGAGCUUUUCCCUUAGAAAAUGUGUCUGUGUCUUCCUUUCAGCUAGUCCAGGGAGAAAGGAUGGUGGUGAGCAAGAAACGUAGCAGCACUUAGCCCACUGUGUUGGGACAGGGGGCUGAUGUUUUCCAGUCCCAGACACGAGAGUUGGAAGCCUUUUCUGAACUCAAGCACUCCCUUAAUUUAUACCUAUUGAGCUCCACUUGCUAGAACAGACUUGCUGCUACAGCUUUCUGCCAGUGUAUGUACAGUGUUUGCCCAUCAUCACUGCCUCCCACCCCUGGGGAUGUUGCUUUUUAGUCACUAGUAUCAGUUUUACACCAAAAGCUCUUUGUUGGAGCCAGGAGGGUUUUUGCAAACAGUGGCAAGUUUGGCCUUGCUUGUGUGUAAGAGAGAAAAAAAAAUAAAUAAAAAGGAAGGAAAAAAAUAAAGGAACUAAAAAAAAAAAAAAAGCCAAGGCCCAAGAACAGCAGUUUGCCUUCUGCAGCAGCCCGAGCCAGUGGGCAGGAGAGGGCCAGACCCUUCCCUGCAGGCUGGGAGUUGCCCCGGGGGCAGCUGGGCCCGAAACACGUCUGGGUGAGAUGCUGGCCCAGCUCCGUGCCCCUAAACACAGCAUGGACCACCCCCUGCAGCCUUCGCUUUGCUUGUGGACAUUCAGAUGUUCAAGGGAGCCCUCCAGCAUUUAGUUGACAUAGUGUUUGCUAGUUGAAGGUUUCGUACUUGCAUACUUCAGAGUCCCAAACUCCCUGGCGUUGCCUGCGAUCACUGCGAAGCGCUUCUGCCUACUCGGUCAAAAAGAGCUGAUGAGUGUUGGAUGUUUUCCUGCGGUGGCAGCGCUGCCUCCCCUCCUCACCUGUAGCAACCGCGUGUGCGCGGUGCCCGCCGCGCGCCCGGCACCGGCCUGCCAGCUGUUUUGGAAGUUGCAAAUGGGAAGUUUUUGUUCUGCAAUAAAGAGCUUCACUCUGAUGGUCUGGAGAGGA